ACAGACCCCACCGGCCAGAUUUAUAAUAUCUCCAAAUUCACAAAAUAUCAAAUCUCAGCCAGGAUAUGCAGAAUAUGUUACAUAAAUAAUACAUAGAUAAACAGAAAUAUGUCUAUAUCCUAUGGACCAAAAUAAUAGAGGAUAUCGCUCCACCGAUCUCUCUCCCUCUCCAGUGUAUGGGAAGUAAUAUAAAGGUUUUCUGAUACAAUAUAUUUCACUGGAAUAAAUACAAAAGACAUUCGAUACAUAUACUAUAAAUAAAUAUUCAAAUCUUUCUAACCAGUUGGUUAUAUAGCGUAUAACAAAUAGACACCGGCAUUUAAACGGAAUUAAAUACACAAAGAUAUCUUAUCAAGGAGACCUGGGCGAAAAGAUGGUUCGAAUUGCUCAACUCAGUGGUUUGCUGGUUACAUGCGCACCGAAUUCUCCGGUGCCCCAGUAAAUGGGGAGGGUUUCUGAUUACCCAUCUCGGGUUUCUGGUCGUUGAUAUUUUAAUGCCCACCCCUGGUACUUCGAAGAGAGAGAGAGAAAGAGAUUUGUCGAAGAGCUGAGUGUCACAGUCCAUCAGACGGGACAGGUUGAAACCGAAGCCGAGAAGAUACAUCUUCUUCCAAAGUGAGGCGAGAAAGGUUUUGGAGAUCCACAGAGGACUGUCUACCCGUCCGAGCUGAACGAUAGGAUAGUCUCCUGGGUUGAAAGAUUCCUGGAUUAAGGGCCAAAGUUGACACAACACAAUGAGAGCUGACAACAUCAACCCUCGGACCGGGCUGGUGGUAGCUUUGGUCAGCGUCUUCCUAGUCUUUGGCUUCAUGUUCACCGUGUCCGGUGUCAGAGGAGAGACUCUGGGCAACGUCCCUCUUAUUGCCAUCGGCCCUGCCAUCUUCUUGCCCGGACUAGCUGCCAUACUGCUGGCUAAGAAGACGGACGGCUGUUCCAAAUGGCCCAGAUGCAGGGAUCUCUUCCGCAAAGGAAGCGCCGAGGACCAGCUCUUGGAUGGGCCGAGUGUCGAGGGGAACUUGCAGGACGUGUCCAAGAACUCGACCAGGUCCCACACCCCGGACGUGGAGGGAGGAAGCUUCGCCGUGGACAACAAGAUGAGCGACCAGGAGGCGGCCAGAAAGUACUUGGAGACUUACUACCCGUCCGAUGUUUUCAACUACUGCGCAUUUGCCCGUCUCUGCUCAAACCGGUACAACUCCUUCUACACGAGUGUCUACUCCACCCGGGACAGCGUGGUCUACUCGCCCCGGGACAACGUACCCUACGGGAGGUACUAUUGCUGUUACCCUAGCCCCGGGGAAGCCCCUCACGUCAGACUUUGUUUGGACUACGAGACCAUAGUGUGAGAAAUCAGGGGUUUCUGAACAUGGGGGCGGACAAUUCCGAGGCGCAGCCCCGCUUGUCAAAUAGCAUCUGCGCCCAAACAUGUUCCACUGUUUCGCCUUGGUCCAUGGGUGGUCCUUUCGACGCGCUGAUAACUGGGGGUUUGAGUCAAUUAGAUAUUACAAGGCGUGUACUGUGAAUUAUAACUGAUGUGAAUAUAAUUAUGUCACCCUGAUGGACACUAGGGCAAUCCAGUUGUAAAUGUUGUCAAAUAUCUAUGUCCAACAUGUGUGCCGGCAAGCAUUAGCAGUCUCUUAACCCUUUGCAUUGCUUUCUGAAGCUUUUUAUGCCAAUCAACUAUCUUAUAAUUAAGACAUUUUAAGACUGGCGUGUGUGCGUUUACUUAGGGACUGUUUGCCCGAGGUAUAUUAGGGGAGAUGAUUUGUAAUGUGGCGAUGACUGGGUAAUUCACUGUGAAACGAUCUUGCUGGCAACCUCGAGGUAGCUGGCUGAGGUAGAUGUUAUUACCGCGCUUGUAUGUUAAUCCGUUCACUGUAAUCCAUUCAUUGUAUUAUUUUUCUGGAGACAUCAUCCUGCUCCAGUUAAUGAAAUUGCGGAAGUUUUUACCAAACGUUCUGUUUCUUUUGCUAUCCGAGUAUUCAGUUUUCUGGUCAAUAGGCUGCUUGCCACGAGUGAUAUUAGAUACAUUUCUUCACCCCCCCCCCACUCCCACUCAUCGGUUGUUGUCAAUAGACAAAUACUCCGUUUUACGAUGCGCAGCGAGGCUGCAAUUUAUGAUCACCUAUGACGGAAGGAGAGAAAGACGUGCAUUUUUGUAGCGCCUGUCACAUCCCGCUGGAUAAAUCCCAAAACACUUUACAGCCAAUUAAAGCGUAGUCACCAUUGUUAUGGAGGACUCUGUGUAAUAAAUA
Messenger RNA from Leucoraja erinaceus (little skate), 2255 nucleotides. RefSeq names its product transmembrane protein 215-like. Bases 735 to 1346 code for a protein of 203 amino acids. The record is from RefSeq and is a predicted model, not a curated record. NCBI's taxonomy places the organism in Eukaryota, Metazoa, Chordata, Chondrichthyes, Rajiformes, Rajidae. The transcript has a single exon.